UACGUCGACAGGAGAGCCACAGAGCUGAAAACCGAUUGCUCGAGCUUCGCAGAGAGGGAUGUAGCUGGGCAGGAAGCGCACAGUACAGGACACUCACUAGACAUACUUCGUAGCUGUCAGAAUAUAGCUCAGUGUGUCAGUCACAUCAGAAAUAUUACUUCACGUCAUGGGAGAGAUCAUAUUUGAUCAUAUAAUCACACAGCCUGGAUGUUUUGUGUAACGGACACAAGAAGACGUGCCUGUAAAAGGAAUUAUUUAUGGUUUGGGAAGGUUUUAUGGGAGUAACUAGCUAGCAACUUUGCUGGCUCGUCGGAGGACAUUUUGCAAGGAUGCUACGGUGGAUAAGGCAACAGCUGGGCUUUGACCCUCCCCAUCAAAGUGACACCAGAACGGUUUACAUCGCAAACCGCUUCCCUCAACAUGGCCAUUAUGUCCCUCAGCGGUUUGCAGACAACAGAAUCAUAUCAUCCAAGUACACCGUUUGGAAUUUUGUUCCCAAAAACCUGUUUGAACAGUUUAGAAGAAUAGCCAAUUUUUAUUUUCUCAUCAUAUUCCUGGUUCAGCUAAUGAUAGACACCCCCACUUCCCCUGUUACCAGCGGACUUCCUCUGUUCUUUGUCAUCACAGUAACUGCCAUCAAACAGGGCUAUGAGGACUGGCUGAGGCACAAGGCGGACAACGAGGUGAACGGGGCACCUGUGUUUGUGGUGCGCAGUGGCAGCCUCGUGCAGACCCGCUCAAAGAACAUCCGAGUGGGGGACAUAGUCCGGGUGGCCAAAGAUGAGACGUUCCCAGUGGACCUGGUCCUCUUAUCAUCAGACCGAGCUGAGGGGACAUGUCACAUCACCACCACCAGCCUGGACGGAGAGACUAAUCUAAAGACUCACUACUCUGUGCCGGAGACGUUGGUGUCUCAGUCGGUGUCCAGGCUGGAGGCCCUACAUGCUGUGCUGGAGUGUCAGCAGCCAGAUGCUGAUCUGUACAGGUUUGUCGGGCGAAUAACAGUAACACAACAAGGAGAAGAGAUUGUAAGACCCCUUGGACCAGAAAACCUACUGCUUCGGGGAGCAAGACUAAAAAAUACCAAAGAAAUUUUUGGUGUGGCAGUUUACACUGGGAUGGAGUCCAAGAUGGCCCUGAACUACAAGUGCAAAUCCCAGAAGCGCUCUGCAGUGGAGAAGUCCAUGAACACCUUUCUGCUCAUAUACCUGGGCAUCCUGCUGUUUGAGGCGAUCCUCAGCACCAUCCUGAAGUACGCCUGGCAGGCUGAGAACAAAUGGGACGAGCCCUUCUACAACCAGAAGACUGAGCAGGAGAGGAACAGCAGCCAGAUCCUGAAGUUCAUCUCUGAUUUCCUGGCAUUUCUGGUCCUCUACAACUUCAUCAUCCCCAUCUCGCUCUACGUCACUGUGGAGAUGCAGAAGUUCUUGGGCUCGUUUUUCAUUGGCUGGGACUUGGACCUCUAUCACGAGGAGAGUGACCAGAUGGCUCAGGUCAACACAUCCGAUCUGAACGAGGAGCUGGGACAGGUAGAAUACGUAUUUACGGAUAAAACCGGCACCCUGACGGAGAACGAGAUGCUGUUCCGUGAAUGUUCAAUCAACGGUAUCAAAUAUCAGGAAAUCAAUGGAAAGCUUGUACCUGAGGGAAUGACGGAUGACUCGCCUGACCGAUCUGUGUCUCCUCUGAGUCGGGAGGAGUUGCUGUUCCUAAAGGCAGUGUCGCUGUGUCACACAGUGCAGAUCAGCUACGAGCAGCCAGGCGACGGCCUGGGGGAUCCCUUCUCCCACGCUAAUGGCUUCUCCUCCCAGAUGGAGUACUAUGCCUCCUCGCCGGACGAGAAAGCACUGGUGGAAGCCACGAAAAGGAUGGGGGUAACCUUCAUUGGUAGCCACGGAGAAACUAUGGAAAUAAAAACAUUUGGAAAGCCAGAAAAGUUUAAACUACUCCAUGUACUAGAAUUUGAUGCAAACAGAAGGAGAAUGAGUGUCAUAUUACAGACACCCACAGGGGAAAAAGUACUAUUUACAAAGGGAGCGGAGUCGGCUAUUCUUCCUUUUACUACAAGUGGAGAAAUCAACAAAACAAGAGUACAUGUAGAUGAAUUUGCCUUGAAGGGCCUGCGGACGUUGGUGGUGGCCUGCAGACACUUCAGUGUGGAGGAGUAUGAGGAGGUGGACCAGCGGCUCCACAAGGCCCGCACGGCCCUGCAGCAGAGAGAGGAGAGGCUGGCCGAAGUCUUUAGCUUCAUAGAGAAGGACCUGGAGCUGCUGGGAGCCACUGGGGUGGAAGACAAGCUGCAGGAGAAGGUCCAGGAGACCAUUGAGGCGCUGCGCCUGGCUGGGAUCAAGGUGUGGGUGCUGACAGGGGACAAGCACGAGACAGCGGUCAGUGUCAGCCUCUCCUGCGGCCACUUCCACCGCACCAUGAACAUCCUGGAGUUGGUGCAGCAGAAGUCUGACAACGAGUGUGCCGAGCAGCUCCGACAACUGGCAAGGAGGAUCAAAGAGGACCAUGUGAUCCAACAUGGCCUGGUGGUGGACGGGGCCAGCCUGUCUCUGGCACUGCGGGGGCAUGAGAAGCUCUUCAUGGAGGUGUGCAAGAACUGCUCUGCCGUGCUGUGCUGCCGGAUGGCGCCCCUGCAGAAGGCCAAGGUGGUGAGAUUGCUGAAAACAUCUCCAGAGAAACCCAUCACUUUAGCCAUUGGGGAUGGAGCCAAUGAUGUCAGCAUGAUUCAAGAAGCCCAUGUUGGCAUAGGAAUCAUGGGCAAGGAGGGAAGACAAGCAGUACAAAACAGUGACUAUGCAAUAGCGAGGUUUAAAUUCCUUUCCAAAUUGCUGCUUGUCCAUGGCCACUUCUACUACAUUAGAAUAGCAACCCUUGUACAGUACUUUUUUUACAAGAAUGUGUGCUUUAUUACACCCCAGUUUUUAUACCAGUUCUUCUGUCUGUUUUCACAACAAACUCUGUAUGACAGCGUCUACCUGACACUCUACAACAUCUGUUUCACCUCCCUGCCCAUACUGGUGUACAGCCUGUUUGAGCAACUGGUCCAUCCUCAUGUGCUGCAGAGUAAGCCAGUGCUCUACAGAGACAUCAGCAAGAACUCUCUCCUCUCCUUCAAGACCUUUUUGUACUGGACACUGCUGGGCUUCUGCCACGCCUUUGUCUUCUUCUUUGGUUCUUACAUCCUGAUGGGGGAGGACACGUCUCUCAUGGGGAAUGGACAGAUGUUUGGAAACUGGACAUUUGGCACUUUGGUAUUCACAGUAAUGGUCAUCACUGUUACACUGAAGCUGGCCUUGGAGACCCACUUCUGGACGUGGAUGAAUCACUUUGUUACCUGGGGCUCCAUCGCUUUCUACUUCAUCUUCUCCCUUUUUUAUGGGGGAAUCAUCUGGCCUUUCCUCCACACCCAGGACAUGUACUUUGUCUUCGUCCAGUUGCUGUCCAGCGGCUCUGCCUGGUUCGCAAUCAUCAUCAUCAUCAUCACCUGCCUUUUCCCUGACAUCAUCAAGAAGGUGUUCUACAGGCACCUCCAGCCCACCAGCACCCAGAAGUCUCAGCUUAUUGAGACCAACUACCAGGGCAUCGGCUGCGUGGACUCCAUGUGCUGCUACUCGGAGGGGGAGAACGGGUGCACCCGGCUGGGCCGGAUGGUGGAGCAAGUAAUGGGCCGCUGCGACCCUGCCUACGCUAACAGAUCGAGGAGCAACUCGGACCCCUUCUAUUCCAACGACCGGAGCAUCUUGACGCUCUCCCCCAUGGAGGCCACUCAUUGCUAAGGUAGCAGAGAGCAGUUGUCCCGCCAGGUGCCCCGUCCCGUCCUGCCCCAUGGCCAAACAGAGGGACUACUCACUGCACGGCCCAGGACUGACCACCUCAGUGGACAGUCAGACUGUAUCUCAAGAGAAGAACAUUGAAAGCCAUGAGGCUCUGCACCACCACUUUCAGAGAUGCUGCAUUUGCCUCUGUUCUGUUCCUGUAAAUAAUAAAAGGGAAUCAGACCAAAGAAGGAUUUGUCAGACUUAAGUGAAAAAAAAAAACAUGGUCUACUACUUUGCGCCUGUAGGUUAGUGCUGCUCCUGCUUCACCACCUGACUAUCUGAAAGGUCUGCCGCCUUUCCUGAGGAAAUUAGGUGGACCUUUUUAAAGCCAUACCUUCCAUUUUUACUACCUGUUUUUCAAGGUAUGAAAAUGUGAAAGCAGUUUGGUCAGGUCUCUGGUAUUUAAAAAAAAAAAAAAAAAAAAAAAAAAAAAAAAAAAAAAAAAAAAUCCCUGAAAUGCCUUUUCUGCUCAGAUUUGUUAGCGUUGUGUUUGUUCCGAAAUGUCGACAGGAGAAUGUCCCUAUAAUAGCUUCGUAUGAGAGAUGUUGUUCCACCAAUACAGUGCCUUUUGAGAAGUAACUUGGUCCCCCCAAAAAUUGUCACCUAAUUUUAACAUUUUGUCAUAAAAAGCACAUGUUCAACUUAUUAAAAUAAAACUUUUUCCCAUCAAGAGGUUAAAUGAAGAAAUUACUAUAGUAAGUGCCAAAUAAAGUAUUGGGGGGAGGGCAAUUGAAUGCAGGCUUCACACACGCACAUACAGUUGGGUCAAAAAAGUAUUUAGUCAGCCUCCAAUUGUUCUCCCACCAAGUUCUCCCACUUAAAAAGAUGAGGCCUGUAAUUUUCAUCAUAGGUAAACUUCAACUAUGACAGACAAAAUGAGAAUUUUUUUCCCAGAAAAUCACAUUGUAGGAUUUUUUAUGAAUUUAUUUGCAAAUGAUGGUGGAAAAUAAGUAUUUGGUCAAUAACAAAAAUUUCCACCAUAAUUUGCAAAUAAAUUCAUAAAAAAUCCUACAAUGUGAUUUUCUGGAGAGAAAAAAAAACAUUUUGUCUGUCAUAGUUGACAUUUACCUAUGAUGACAAUUACAGGCCUCAUCUUUUUAAGUGGGAGAACGUGCACAAUUGGUGGCUGACUAAAUACUUUUUUGCCCCACUGUAUAUACAUAAAAACAUUUCUAGCCUCUACAGAUAACAGGGUUGAUGUGUUCUUCUCAACACUCAGUUUUCACCACAAAACACCAGAUAAUGGCCCCCAAAAAUAAAGGAACAGUUUCACCAUAUUAAAGGGAAAAUCCACUCAAACUUUAUUUUUUAUUUGAAUGAAUCACUGAUAACGUAAAAUUAUUUUCAGAAAUGCAAAGCAACGAAAUAAGUGGGGCUUUACAAUGAAGGUAAAACUUGGAGAAAUAUUCAGGUUAAGUGGGUUAAAAUCAUCUUAGAGGGUGCAGAGGGACAUGUCAUUUUGGUCUUUAAGUCUUUAUUAAAAUCUGAUUUUAUUGAGUUUUCCAUGUGGUCUAUAUUAAAGGGCACUUCAUUUAAUAUUACAGGCUUUAGAAUUUAAUAUUGGUGCACAAUUUCUACUUAGAAUAUCAAAGGGUCACAAAAGGUACUCUUUUCGUGGAACAACUCAGAUAUGAAAUAAUAGCUGCCAAGAUGACAAAAUAGCUUUCACAUCUAGUUGUUUUCAAAGCCACAUUGUUUUUGUUUGCCAUUCACUAAUCAUUGCCUAUCAUUUGAAACAUUUUUUUGUUUUGUUAAUUUGUUAGUAUUUUCCCCCCCUCUUACUAACCACUUGUUAAUGUUUGUAUUUAUUUCCAUCAUAUUACUGGUAAUAGGGCAGGCGAGAGAACCUCACGGACUGAAUGCAACUGCUUUUGCUCUCUGUAUUCUCUUUCGCUUUUGGGGCCUUUAAGCCCACAAUAAUGGAAAUGUCUGGAAAUAAACGGAAAUGUCAAGAGGGUCAUUGAGACAACCAUUUUAAACUUGCUAACAAUGAGUGACUUUAUGCACAUCAGCAUACAUAUUUAUUCGAAUAUUGCCGAGAUACAUAAUCAUGGGAUUUUAUAUGGUUACUAUUUUUAGCCGUUACAUACCUCUCAGUAGCUUGAAAUGGGAGACACUUGUCCAAGAAGUCAGUGGAGCUUGAUAUUUAUUUGCAUGGUACCAAUAUUCGUAAUUAUAUCUGGCACUACUAUUGAUCAUGGUCAGCAUUGGUCAUAUCUGAUGGAUUGUACUUGUUUGCUACUCAGUUUUGAUAUAAAUGCAGCAUCUUGUUCAGAUGGUCACAUGUCAAUUCAUGAAGGCAAUAUGGAUACAUCUCUACAAGGACACUGAUGUGAAGUCAGCUGUUUGUUUCUCUUGAUCAUGUUCAUUGAAGAAAAAAGGUGUGUUAUUGUACUCCUGUCAGUGAAAUGGUUGAUGUUUAAAGCAAAUUCUAUUUAUGGAAUAAAUGUUUUUAAAAAGCA
This is a messenger RNA of Oncorhynchus masou masou (cherry salmon), 6289 nucleotides long. RefSeq names its product phospholipid-transporting ATPase IF-like. Gene Ontology annotation, biological process: phospholipid translocation. The coding region runs from base 330 to 3785 and encodes 1151 amino acids. Lineage: Eukaryota; Metazoa; Chordata; Actinopteri; Salmoniformes; Salmonidae. The transcript has 30 exons. The record is from RefSeq and is a predicted model, not a curated record. Gene Ontology annotation, molecular function: ATPase-coupled intramembrane lipid carrier activity; ATP hydrolysis activity; magnesium ion binding. Gene Ontology annotation, cellular component: plasma membrane; recycling endosome; endoplasmic reticulum.